This is a messenger RNA of Gloeophyllum trabeum ATCC 11539, 1705 nucleotides long. RefSeq lists its product as uncharacterized. Bases 38 to 1624 code for a protein of 528 amino acids. NCBI's taxonomy places the organism in Eukaryota, Fungi, Basidiomycota, Agaricomycetes, Gloeophyllales, Gloeophyllaceae. The transcript has 3 exons. The record is from RefSeq and is a predicted model, not a curated record.
AGCCGGUAGCACCAAAGAAGUGCGCGAGAACCGAAACAUGGUUGCAAUGCAGAAGUUCGUGCAUUCCGUUGCUGGCUCGCUGGGACACCCCGGACUAGUUCCGCGCGCCCUCACACUGUUCAACCAGGCGCGAGGAAAAACACCGAAGUUUCGCUGGGGUCACAAGGCCAAGUGCCUCGCGGGGGCUUCUUUGGCUAUUGCUCUCAGAGAAUCAAACAAAGCGGAUUCGUUACGUGACAUCUCGUAUCUCAUUGACGAGCCGCAUGCUUCUGUGGCUCGUUCUUUCGUUCACAUCUCUCGCACCCUGAACCUCCCCAUUGCCCCCUCCGAUCCGACGCACUACCUCCCCGUUCUCCAGACUCACCUUUUGUCACUUCUCCAAUGCCCGCCGGGUUCCGCUUCGUCAUCGACUGCUACAACUUCCACUGCUCUACCCGCCAAUCUCAUAGAGGCUAUCACGCCCUUAAUACCUAACCUGACCAGCAUAAUCAGAACAGCAACUUCCAUUUGCUCUCUUAUAUACCCCUCAUCUGUCGAUACCCUCAACCCUUCCCCUACAACCCUCUCCUCCCUCGCCUCCCUCCCCAACCCACCCACAGCAGUCGCCGCACUAAUUCUCUCCCUCGAAGGCGAACUCCAGCGCCCGCUCCCACAACACUCCGUCCUGGCAGAUAAACUAGGCGUCCGGGUAGGCGCGGGCAAAGCUGCAGUGAUGCAGCGGUACAAGUUGAUCGCGGAAGCAGUGCUCACGGGCGUGGAGAGCGUCCCCUGGCUUACGAAACACGAAAAGCGCAGUGGCGGGCGGAGUAAAGUCCCCAAGGCCACCGUCGUGGUGCAGGGAUUGAAAGACGUGCUGAGGUUCUGGGAAGACAUAUGGAAAGGCGGGGCGGUGCCGGAGAGGCCGCAGCUGGAGCUGGAGGAAGAUGAAGAUUCGGGAGCGUGGAGCGGGGACGAGGCGGAGAGCGUUGGGGCGUCGUCGACGGGGAGUGAGGGCAGUGCGAGGUCGUUGAGCUCGGUGGAUAGCGCUGCGACAUCGAGGAAGAGGAAGCGGGGCAGCCGCAAGGUGACGCAGGCUUCGCAGUACCUGCUCAAUCCCCUCUCAACUUCUGUGCCGCCUUUGCCUGGCUCGUCAGGGGCAGGGAUAGCCUCGAACGCUCGUGCGACACUCGGCGUUCCGGAUACGUUCUCGCCGGCGCAUCUAUUGACUGCUCACGUAUCGUCUCUAAGCGCAGCGCCAACGAGGUUGCAGAUCCUCGCAAUCGAAAGAGGAGGUGAGGAGGAUGUGGGGGAUGAAGAGCUGUUCGAGGACGGCGAGCUAGAGGGGUUUAUGAGAACUGAAGAGGAGGUAGAGGUCGCGAGGCGCAUGAUCAUCGAUUCGGACGACGAAGACGGAGACCAGUGUGGUGCAGAAGACGUCCGCAAGAAACGCCGCGCGGACGGCGAAGUCCAGGGGACGAAGAGGAUCGAUAUGGAGCGGCUGGACGCCCUGUUGGCUGAUUCGGGCGAGGAGACACCGUCCUACGGGGAAGCAGGUGUUGAGGAGGUCAGCGAGUGGAGGCCUAUGUCCCCAGAAGUGGGUGGAUUUGGAGGGGAUAUAGAUGUCGGUGAUAGAUAUGAUUUCUAAACACUUUGCCUUGAGUAUAACUGAUGUAUCAUAGUUUCCUGUAAUUAUACGUGAGUGCAUGAGAACUGUUGCAGUGCUUCC